AUGGAAGAAGACAACGAACUCCUUGACUGGGGCAAUGAAGACGACGAGCACCAGGACCUUCACAGGAAAGGCUCUAUAGAGCAACGAGGUGAUGUUGACGAGAUGGAAGAUGCUGUGUCUCUGGGGGAAGACGAGGAUGAGCAAGGGUAUUUUGCCUACCAGCGCGAGCACGAAGACGCGUCUGGAUCACUAGGCGACAAAGACCUCAUUUCUAGGCCAGCUUCUCCCCAAAAUUUGACAGCCCACUCCAACAGCAGCGACCACCAGUCUCACCACUCGUCUCAGGAUGUCAUCCAGGACAGCUCAUCCACUUUGAAUAGGCCCCCCUCCUCCAGGGAUUCUCCUCGCCGCCGCCAGAACUCCAAGAAUAAUCAUUCUCCUCAGCGCUCUAGUUCUCUUUCCGCUAACGCACUUAGGCUUACCCAUGCGCUUCCCCCGAAACCAGUUGUCGCAAACGUGCCAUAUCUGCCCCCUUCGCAUCCAUCGAUCGUUGAAGCUACCAGUAUGGUUAGUGCCACCAGGACUGCAGGCCGCGAGUCGAAAAAGUCAAACGGAGUCUCUGCGUCUGCUGGGAAUGGCAAAUCCACCAGCUCUGCCGCGGUUGAGCGCGAUUCUAGCUUGCCUUCAGAAUGGGAAGUGAGACACCCCAGAAGCGGUGGUGGUGUAUAUUACUACAACAGCGAAACACAUCAGUCGACUUGGACUCGUCCUCCCUCAUUACGAGCCACCCGUGGCACUUCAGCCUCUCAGCCUGAUUUUGAUAUAACAGAGGCCUCAAAGCAUCCCUCGUCGUCAAACCCGCUCUCUUACGAAGAUCGACACUACCGGCCUGCAGGAAGCGAACCCGUGCCUCCCACGGAAAGUCGGUCUAACGACAGGACUCAAGAGGCUUCCAAUGCUCACUAUCACCGUCAAGAUGAAUAUGCUGUGACUCCUCCUGCAUCUCCGACACGUUAUAGGGACCGAGAAAGGGCCAGAUCUCUUUCUCCUAAUCUUGAGCCAGAGGCAGCUUAUUCUCGGAGUAGAGAUCGAGAAUCACGCUCUGGCCGUAACUCACAGCGUCCAGGUCGUGGAAGGGUUGCCACUAACGCAGAUUCUCCAAUACAGCAUAGGGAACGUGAGCACCCAUCGGCUGGGCCUGAUUACCCUGAGCGACAUUGGGGAAGGCCCCCACCCGUUCCUCCCACAGAAUACACCAGCAAGAAUGACCAUUCGACACGUCGUCCCCCUCGUCAACGGCAGCAGGGGGACGAUACCUCGUUUGAGCAUGUUGCUGACGAUCGAGACAGGGCUCCCUUGAGAAGGAGUGCCAGUAAUCGGGUGUCCAACAGGGACCGUGAACCCGAAACUAGGGAGCAUCUUGUACAAAAUCCAAGCAUACCCACAUCUAGACAUAGGUCUCCUCCUCCGCAUAUGCGUGACCGCGAUGUCCCAUCGUACGAUCCUGCGAGGGAGCGUGAACAAAAAAUGAUUGAAGACCCGCAAGCUAGAUCAGCCCAUCCGCCAUCCUCUUCGCGAAGAGAGAAACCGCCUCGUCUCAACAACAGAUUAGUCCCAACAACUGCACCAUCAUCAGCCACGGCGUCAGUCACUUCGGAUGGCCCUCCAGCCCGACACAGAGAUUAUAUCCCUUCCGAAGAUGUUGAGUAUUCUCACCGUCGAGGCGUGGAUCGAGAACGAGAACGUGACCUGGACCGUAGUCGUGGCCAUGAUGAGUUAAACAGACAUGCUAACUCCCAGCCAAUGAUCCCUGUAGAUUCUGUCCCUUCUUACUCAAGGUCACGACCUGGCCGGGAUUACGAUCUGGAGAGAAUGCAACCUCCGGUUGAUCACGAAAGGUUGUCCAUGGCAUUGGAUCCAGCAGAACAAUUAUCUCGUCGGAGCCGUGUACCGCUUCCACCUCAAGAAAUGUCCUUCCGUGACACAGUAACAGCAAGACCUGGACCUCCAACUCACGACGUUGAUUAUCACAACCGAGAACCACCGAGGCAGUCGUUUGCACCGCCCACGCAUUCGCCCCCCAGAAAUCAAUUCCCUAGGUCAGGGCCUCCCAUUCAGAGCGUCAACGGAAUGCCGCCUACCGGCCCACGUCAACAGCAAUUGGAUGUGUUUUCUACUUCCAGACUAGCCAGACCGCUUCCGUCUGGUUCUGCAGGUCCUGAUUACCCCGGAGACCGUUCUCGCUCUGCUAGGCAACAGCGUGAUCGUGGCCCAUCUUACGUGCAACGGCCAGGUCCUCCUCCCAUUGACACUCGUAUAGAUGUUGAUCGCGAUGAGCCUAUGUCGUCCUCAAGGUAUCCCCCCUCUCCACCGAUGAGGAGUGCUGAAUCUGCGAGCAGAGGGAUGUAUGCGGACAGGGAGAAUGCUAAUGCUGAGGCUCCAAAGGCGCCCAGGGCCAUGAAGCAUCCUUCAACUUCACCUACGGCGUCUUAUGGACCACUGCCACCAGUUGGUAGGUCAAGGGAACGCUCUCCCCCAUUCAGUGCACCUCCUGGUGGAGAUUCUAGGGAUGGAAGAAGGGACUACGACCCAAGACCAGAUGGAGGGGUAGCAUGGAGGGGUGACCGUUCAGGCCCAGGGCAGCACCUCCCUCCUCCUGUUGAAAGAGGUUUCCCUCCACGUCGUGGUGACACUCGAGGCGGUCGACCGCCCGUUUUUGCUUCAAGACCCGUACCAGUUUCAGGAACCAACAACAUCCCAAUCGGAGUCAAACGUCCAUUUGACGGCAAUGCCCCUCCUCCUCAUGAACCUCCUCUCGUACCUCCGAUGAAUCGAUACAAUCAGAAUCCAGGGCCAAUCCCACCUCCAGUUUUAGUGCCGAACGCUGGUUAUGACUCUCGUGAUUUUCCACCCGGAAAAGCAAUUUAUGAACGCGUUCGUAACUACCUUUACCACUGUCCUGAACCUACUCGCCGCCCAGAGGAUCCAUUCCCUCCACAACCUUAUGAACGUCGUCAAGUACCUCCUGCUCCAGCACCAGCACCAGCACCAGCACCUCCAUCAGGUCCUCCAUCUGCACCUCCAGCGGACGAGAAUAAGCCCAGACGAGAGGCACGGAAGUCGCGAUUUGACAAGCCGGCAGAAUUAGCACCAAGGGCCUGGGUUCCACGUGAACCUUCGCCCAGCUCCGAUGUGGCGGUCCAUGCCGCCAACGUUGAGAAAGAAGGGAAGGCGCCAACGCCACCACCAGUCUCCAGAGAGCCAUCAGCAACGUCCCCAACAUGGGACCUCCCAGACCGACCUCCUCCAUCUUCACGGUUUUCUGUCGAUGAAUCCAAGUCAGAUGCUCGAUCAGUCAGCUCUCGUUCUGGGCCGGUGACGGAUGAAAAUCGGCCCAAAGAGCUUCUGGAGCGAUUUUCUACCCCUCCUGUUCGAACAGGUGAUGGAGGCCCUCCAAAUAACGGUCCUCGUCAAAGUCAUGCAUUACCUCCCAAUCCGACAACUCAUCAUCGAGAAACUCACACCUUCCCUCAGGACUCCGCUCCAGGAUGGUCUGAUGCUCGUCGAGGCUACGAGGAUGGUAGACCCAGGAGUCGGUGGGGUGAGCCCAGACGUGAUGGUCCAGUCAAUCAACACUCGGUUUUGGAGCCCAGUGCUUCUCGCAUGGUCGUGGAUGAACCGCCUGUUCACAGCCGACCAGAGGAAUACAGCGAAACUCGGACUUCGAAACCUAUCCGCAUUCGACGACCACCUAUGGGAUCUGGACCUAAUGUCACUGCCCAGACACGCGUAGCGUCAACAGCAUCAAUAGACAGCUACAUUCCCUCUGAACAGGCAGCCCCCGCUAUUUAUGAGCGGGAAGGAUACGAUCUCGCCAAGCGGAUUGAGAGGCCGCCAGGUCCUCGACGGGGAGGAUCGUUGUUGGAUCGGCUGUCAUUGGACGAUGGGCCUCCUCCGCCUGUGAUUACAGCGAAUAACACGCCUCAACAGCCGUCGCUGCGAGAUAGGGUACAGCUAGUCCCAGCGAAGAGGGACAGGGAGGACAUGAUGGGUGAUUAUUACGAUACGUCGUUUGAUGGUGAUGAUGGGGGUAUCGAUUCCUUGUCGAAGAGGCAAAGACAGAAAGGGGUGAAGCCGAGGAGGGGUAGGAGGAGGGGAGGCCCAGGAGGGAUGCCGUAGGAUUGCAGAGAGGAUUGAAAAAGUUUCUUGAGACGUCGUUCAGAUUUCCCUUUGUCAGGUUACGAUGCGUUUUCGUAGUACAGGGAUAAAAGUAACAUGGGAUUCGUGUUCACAGUUU
Molecule: messenger RNA, 4237 nt
Organism: Laccaria bicolor S238N-H82
Lineage: Eukaryota; Fungi; Basidiomycota; Agaricomycetes; Agaricales; Hydnangiaceae
Exons: 8
Coding region: 1-4119 (1372 amino acids)
Molecular function (GO): protein binding
Source: RefSeq, a predicted model, not a curated record